AUGAACCAGAAAUACCGAAACCGAUUAUCACUAGACAAUUGUAACUUUGUGUUUGCUGCUGCUGCUGCUGCUGUCAUUCGUGUUUAUGUCAAUGUGCGGUACGGCAAUUGUUUUGGGCAAAAUGCCGUCUGCGGCGCCACUAGUCACUUGCAGUUCAAUUCUCUUUCUCCACUCUUUAUUAUUGACGCUGUCAACGAUGAUUACAUUUCAAAAUUCAGAUUCACAAUAUACUUUGGACUGAACGAUAAAUACAUUUUGCGAAUCAUGUUGAAAAUUUGGUUUUUAUGCCUUUUGUUUUGGACGUCGGCGAUCUCGGUUCGCUCAGAUGGUUUGAUUCGAGUUCCUGUAGAAAAAAUUGAAACUGUGCGCAAUUUCUUCCAUCGUGUCGACACUGAAGUUUCACAAUUGCGUAUGCAAUAUCACAAUUUGGAAGGGCCAACACCAGAGCCACUCUCAAAUUACCUAGAUGCUCAAUAUUACGGUGAGAUCUCCAUUGGUACACCGCCACAAAAGUUCAAAGUCGUUUUUGAUACUGGCUCAUCCAACCUGUGGGUUCCAUCGAAAAACUGUAAAUUCACCAACAUUGCCUGUUUGACACACAACAAAUACAAUGCCAAGCAAUCAUCGACCUACAAAGUAAACGGAACGGAAUUCGAAAUUCGCUACGGUUCGGGAAGCCUUUCUGGUUAUUUGUCAACUGAUACGCUCGACAUUGGCGGCUUGAAAGUCAAAGACCAAACUUUUGCUGAGGCAAUCAAUGAGCCGGGUUUGGUGUUCGUUGCUGCUAAAUUCGAUGGUAUCCUUGGUUUGGGCUAUGGAACAAUUUCGGUUGAUCGUGUCGUUCCACCAUUUUACAAUUUGUACAGUCAAGGCUUGAUCAAAGAUCCAGUAUUCUCGUUCUACUUGAAUCGCGAUCCAUCAGGUAAAGAAGGCGGUGAAAUCAUUUUUGGUGGUUCCGAUCCGGCACAUUACAAAGGUGACUUCACUUAUGUACCAGUCAAUCGCAAGGCAUACUGGCAAUUCCAAAUGGAUUCGGUCACUGUUGGCGACAAGAAAUUCUGUAAUGGAGGUUGUCAAGCAAUCGCUGACACUGGCACCAGUUUGAUUGCCGGCCCAAUGGAAGAAAUUACAAGCAUCAACCGUGCCAUCGGUGGAACACCAAUCGUCAAUGGACAAUACAUCGUGGGCUGUGAUGCAAUUCCGAAUUUGCCAACAAUCGGCUUUGUUUUGGGUGGGAAACGCUUUGAAUUGAAAGGAAUCGACUAUGUGUUGCGCAUUAAUCAAAUGGGUAAAACCAUUUGCUUGUCCGGUUUCAUGGGAAUCGAUAUUCCACCACCAAAUGGACCAUUAUGGAUUUUAGGCGAUGUAUUCAUUGGACGUUACUACACCGAAUUCGAUAUGGGCAAUGAUCGUGUUGGUUUUGCUGAUGCCGCUUAAAUGCCGUCGUCGCCGCAGUCAUCGCUGUUGUUGAUCUUUCAGUCGCAACCACAAUUUUACCAAAAGCAAAUCUCUCGUCACUUACACAACCACCAAUAAGAGUGCUCGUUUAUUUCCAUUUUUUUUACACUAACAUUGAAAAACGUAGCUCUAAAAACUAACAGACAAGAAAAUAUUUUUUGUACCAAAAGAAUGAAAUAACACCUCAAUUAUAGUAGAAUAAACGAUGUCUUGUAGAAUGAACAAUGAUAGCGAAACAACAGAAACUAAAACAAAACAGAGAUAAUGGGAAUUAAUUUGGAGGCUAUAGAACAAAAAAACAUUCGGUUAAUUUUCGGGAUUGAACAUAACAAUAAAUUUUCUUUCUGCAUGAUGUACUCAACCCGAUGUGAAUAACAGUUUUGAAUAAAGAAAUUUUCACUACAAAAACAA
Messenger RNA from Sitodiplosis mosellana (orange wheat blossom midge), 1869 nucleotides. Its product is annotated as lysosomal aspartic protease. Gene Ontology annotation, cellular component: lysosome. Gene Ontology annotation, molecular function: aspartic-type endopeptidase activity. Gene Ontology annotation, biological process: cell death; proteolysis. The transcript is spliced from 5 exons. The coding region runs from base 1 to 1437 and encodes 478 amino acids. Lineage: Eukaryota; Metazoa; Arthropoda; Insecta; Diptera; Cecidomyiidae. The record is from RefSeq and is a predicted model, not a curated record.